Molecule: messenger RNA, 881 nt
Organism: Tuber aestivum (summer truffle)
Lineage: Eukaryota; Fungi; Ascomycota; Pezizomycetes; Pezizales; Tuberaceae
Source: the annotation of a GenBank genome assembly
GAAACCUCCUCAGCUCAUAACAUCACCAUCACCACCACCUCUUAUCCGACGCAUCAGUGUCUGUCUACUCACGAGAGCUUUUACAAAUGAGCGAUCAACAUUAUUACGAGCUCUACCGUCGUUCUUGGUACUCGACAAUUCCUUCUAGCCACCCCUGCUGUUUUGUGACUGCUGCUACUUCUGCCAGCUAACGAGGUGCGUAUCUUAGCAUUGGAGUGUCCCUCAUGGACGCUCUCGACGAUAUGAUCAGCAAGGGGCGUCUCACUCCACAGCUCGCCAUAAAAGUUCUGUGCAACUUCGACCGAGGCAUUGCUGAGGUCCUGGCGAGUAAGGUUAAGGCCAACUUGAGUUUCAAGGUUCGAUUUUUUUUUCUUUUUCUUGGUUACUUCACUACCCCGUCCACCAUCACAGAAGCAAACAGGAGAGGGAUGUAGUGGGCUAACCGCUGUGGGGGUGUGUUUUUAGGGUCACUUGGAUACGUAUCGUUUCUGUGACGAUGUUUGGACCUUCCUAGUUACCGACGUUACGUUCAAAUUCCCGCAAAAAGACAAGCCCACGGUUUCUACUCGCAAGGUUAAAAUUGUCUCAUGCAAUUCGAAGAAGCCGGGGGAGCAGUAAAGGGCGGAAUAAUAUAAUAAUAGGUGGAUGAAUAGACUGCUGGCUGAAGGGACUGGAAUGGAAAGGGAGGGAGGGAGAGGAGGUUACAUUUGGGUAGCCUCCUCGCCGAGAGCAAGGGAGAAGGGAUCAUCCGAUUUAAUGGCUGUUGCUUUUCUUUUUAAUUUUGUGGAUAUUCUUUGUCCCCUCACGGCACUUGGUUUGAUUACUAUUUUGCGCUCCCUGAACAGAUUACAACAGCGGCAGAAAUAUAUGACAUUAGCUGC